Messenger RNA from Myxocyprinus asiaticus (Chinese sucker), 2900 nucleotides. Its product is annotated as transcription elongation factor A protein 3-like. Gene Ontology annotation, biological process: DNA-templated transcription; transcription elongation by RNA polymerase II. The coding region runs from base 157 to 2265 and encodes 702 amino acids. The record is from RefSeq and is a predicted model, not a curated record. Gene Ontology annotation, cellular component: nucleus. Lineage: Eukaryota; Metazoa; Chordata; Actinopteri; Cypriniformes; Catostomidae. The transcript has 23 exons. Gene Ontology annotation, molecular function: nucleic acid binding; zinc ion binding.
CCCGCCCCCUCAGCUGAACGGACCGUGUGGGAGCAACUUUUGCUUGGGAACAAAACUUCGUACAUUUCACUUACUUAUUAAGAUUUAUGUGACAUAUAAUAAACGCAUAAUUUUUUUUCUUUUAUUUUUAUUUAUUACGUACUUGAUGCGUACACAAUGACACGAGAGGAGGACCUGUUGCGGAUUGCUAAAAAGCUAGACAAGAUGGUGUCUAGAAAUAACAUGGAUGGAUCUCUUGACCUUCUGAGAGAAUUGAAAAAUUUCAACAUGACGCUGAAGCUUCUUCAGGACACAAGAAUUGGCAUGUCUGUCAAUGGAAUAAGGAAACAUUGCACAGAUGAGGAUGUUGUCAACUUGGCAAAGAUUCUUAUCAAAAACUGGAAAAAACUUUUAGAAUCAGCUCAAAACCAAAAAUCUGAAAGGCCAAAUGAGGUAAAGAAUGGUAAUUAUCCAAUGAAGCCAUCAGGAUCACCUGAGAGGACUUCUCCUGAGAGGCAGUCCAGUCCACAAAGGUCGACAACAGAAAUUAAAGCAGACUUAGACUCUAACAAGAAACUCAAUGAGAAACACAGAAGAAUAAAACGAGAUGCAGAGCUCAGGAAAGAAAGACAAGAAAGUGACCACAAAAAAGAGAAACAGUUUAUUAACAAUAAAAAGGACGGAGACAGGAAGGAUUCAUUGAACUGUGAUGUUCUCUCCUCCCCAUUGCCGCAUUUUUCUCCACCGCCCAAGUGUCCUCCAGCAGGGGAAGUGAAAAGCGAGAGGAGAGACGCUCCUGUUGAUUUUUUCCCCCCUGCUUCGAUCAGUUCCCACCCUCUAAGACGCCCAUCCACAGAUGUAAAGAAAGAUAGAAAAAACGCUCUGGGUUCUUUACAUCCUUCUCCUCCUCUUCAAUCUCAUCCUACUAAAUGUCCCUCCAUGGAAAAAAAAAAAGAGAGGAGGGACGCGCCUGAUCUUCAACUUUAUCAUCACCCUCCUCCUCCCCAUCAUCCACAUGCUCCUCCUCCUCCUCCUCCUAUUCCUAUUCCUAAGCGUUCAUCAGAGGUUAAGAAAGAAAGAAAAGAGGCGCCGAACAUUUUACCUCCCUCUGCUCUUCACCAUUCUCAGUCUCACCAUUUUCCUCCUCUUCCCAAACGUCCAUCAUUAGAUGUGCCCAAGGAAAGGACGAAAAAAGCUCCUGAUCCAAAUGCCCCUCUUCCUCUACCUUUUCAUCUACAUCCUCCUCAGAAACAAGAGAUGAAGAAAGAGAGAAAAGAAACAGAAGGUCCCAAUGCUCCUCUUCAUCCUGUUCCUCUCCAUCUUCAACCCCUUUCUCCUACAAAACAUCCUUCUUUAAACAUGAAGAAAGAAAGAAAAGACACAUCAGACUCAAAGCGACGGACCUCUGAACACAAUGAGAAAGACAGAAAAGAUACAAGAGACAGUAAACCACUCAAAAGGCCGUCAAUGAAGAUCACGAUUGAGAGAAAGGAUUCCACAGAUUCCAAUAAGCAGCCUCCUAGAAAGCCCAGCCUGGAUGGACGGAGAGACAGUAAGGACUCUACCGACUCCAAGCCAGUCCAUCACAAUUUAAAACGGCAAUCAAGUGAAACUAAAUUGGAGAGGAGAGAUUCUACUAGCUCAAAGUCUGGCAGAUCCCCUCAGGCCAUGAAAUCUGGUGAAAGCAAGAGUAAACCAGAGACCCCAAAGACACCCACAACACCUACAAGCCCUCUCUCUCCAUCGUUUAGCUCUAGUGUGGGUCCUUUAUCACCUCGCUUGCAAACUGGGGAUUCCAUCAGGGACAAAUGUAUUGAGAUGCUGGCUGCCGCACUACGUACAGAUGAUGACUACAAAGACUAUGGGGCAAACUGUGAGGUCAUGGCUGCAGAAAUCGAGGAUCAUGUCUACCAAGAGAUAAAAGCUACAGACAUGAAAUACAAAAACAGAGUCCGCAGCCGCAUCAGUAACCUGAAGGAUCCCAAGAAUCCCAAUUUGCGUAAAAAUGUCUUAGCUGGAGCCAUCGAGUUGAGCCGCAUAGCCAACAUGACUGCUGAGGAAAUGGCCAGUGAUGAGCUAAAGCAGUUGAGGAAUGUGUUGACUCAGGAGGCCAUCAGAGAACAUCAGAUGGCAAAGACUGGUGGAACCACCACAGACCUGCUUCAAUGUGGCAAAUGCAAGAAGAAAAACUGCACCUACAACCAGGUGCAAACACGGAGUGCUGAUGAACCAAUGACCACCUUUGUGCUGUGCAAUGAAUGUGGUAAUCGCUGGAAGUUCUGCUAAGUUAUGACAGAGCUCCAACAACAGUGACCACACUCAUCAGUGUCCUCAUUUUUUUAUUUUAUUUGUAAGUGAGAGUAAAAUGUGUGAUUUUUUUUUUUUUUUUUUUUUUUCCCCAAAGCAAAUUGCCCUACAUUUAUAAUAUGUAAAUUAAUUCCUGAACUUUUAUAGAGGUACACCACAUAAUAAAAGGGGGUGUGCUAUAUAUUCAUAAUUAAAAUGAAGGUUAAUUACCUAGAAAAUGUAAAUCUUCUCAAAUUCUACAUUUUACAAUAAUGUUUUAUGAAAUGCCAGAGUACAUUUAAAAAAUAAAAAUUAUUUUUAUUUUUUUUUACUUUAAUUCACUUAAACUGAUUAAUCAGUUUAUUGCACAGACAUUAACAAUCUGCAUGGGUUCAGAUCAGUUAAGAAAUAAAGGAUGAAAUGUACAUUUAAAGGAAAGACUAUAUGAAGAGAAUCUUUAUCUAUCUCUGACAGAUGUAGUAGUUCAGUAGUAAAGCUCAUAAAUAGUUUUGUAAAAAGUAUCUAAACAAAAUAUUUGUAAUUAUGAUGACAUGAUGUUUUAGAAAAAAAUAAUGCAAAAAAAAAAAUGGUACAAUUCAAACAAUAAAUGCGAUAUUGACUUGAUAUAUACAAAA